AUGGAGGCAGAUGAAGUUUGGGUAAAGCAGAUCAUUACAGGGAAAACAAGAUUGUGGGACAAGUGAAAUCACUGUAGGGCAGCCAGCCCAUAAGGUGACUGAGAUGGAUUAAAUAAAGGUUAAUGAAGAUAAAUGACAGAUCCACUUUAAUAUUGGGAAUGUGAUUAAAGCAGCCAUAAAUAAAUAUUAACACAGAAAAUAUCACACAUUUAGAAAUUCCAAUUUGCCAUUCACAAGAUGGCAGCACUCACACUCCGGAAAUGACGGCAUCACGCUUAGCCAUUCACAAGAUGGCAGCACUCACACUCCGGAAAUGACGGCAUCACGCUUAGCCAUUCACAAGAUGGCAGCACACACUCCGGAAAUAACGGCAUCACGCUUACUUAGCCAGUCACAAGAUGGCGAAACCUGGCCCUCCAGCCGCAGGAUGACGAAUUGUCCCCUAUCUAGCCGCAAGAUGGCGGCAUUUCCACAUCCAAGCGCCAACCAGCGGGAUCCGUAG
Molecule: messenger RNA, 502 nt
Organism: Pelobates cultripes (western spadefoot toad)
Lineage: Eukaryota; Metazoa; Chordata; Amphibia; Anura; Pelobatidae
Source: the annotation of a GenBank genome assembly